ACGGAGACUGAUUUCCCCUUUGCUGACUCCGUCAGCUGAGUUCAAAACCAGGGUCAAAGCUCUGCUCACAGCACAAAUCACUCCUUGUGAAGUCUGGCUGGGUUUUGGUGGGCAGCUGCCAGGCUUUUAGUCUUCUAGAGGCUGUCCUGGCCACAAUGGAGCUUUGUGUGUGACCAACGGGUGCUGGCGUGAGCCCAGCUAGCCUGGCUGAGCGGUGAGUUGCUCCUGGCACUCUCCUGGCCUUCAAGCCCCAGGUCUUGGAGGGUACUGUGCAAUGGAAGUUCACCUUCCCCAUGGGAAAAAAACAAAACAAAACCAGCCUCUGCUUUUCCUGCACUGUGCUCGGUUUGUAGUUAUCAGCGACUUUCUCAGAAUUAACCAAUCAGUUGUGCAGUCUUGGAAAGCCUACCCCUCAGCAUCUAGUGCUUGGGGAAUUCUACUUCCAGAUCCCAGAGGGGACAGAGCAGAACUCCAGUCCUCCCAGCACCACCACGGUCUCAGACAUCGGGGCUGUCCGCGGCACACCUGUGGUUGGAUUGCAAACCCUGCCGCCAGAGGACAAGGUGACGAGCAGGUUGAACAAAUUACUGACGGUGAAGACGGCUAAGUCGGACUCCGCGUGGAGCAGCCAGCUGGGGCGCCAGGUCUGAAGCGGGCAGUUCAAGCCGCGGAGAAGCUCUCCAGAGCCCCGGCUGGCCAUGUGGUGAGGUCAAGGUCCCAAUCAGCUAGUAUGGCAGCCAUCUGAGAGCUCCUUCUAUCUGUUCUGAACAAAUCUGAAGCAGCCCCAAGCCUGGAGAGAUGGUGUCACAGUCUACCAGCCGGCGGGAUUCUCCCGUGGACCCCUGGGCAGGGAUCGGCGAUGACUCUAGCAACAUUCUCGGUUUGCCCAGCCUCCUGGAGCCUGACCAGCCCCCUCGCCAACUAGACAUCAGGCUCACAAGGCACAAAGCUGCCUGGAUUAACCCUCAGUGUAUGCAGCAAGAACUGCAGGAUUUGGCCCCCAGAGUGCCAGCGGUGGGGACCAUCAGGAACCACUUUGUGGCGGAUACCGCCUCUCCCUUGAGCCCUUCACCCCUGGCCAUUGGGGACUCCCUGGCAGAGACAGCAUUGUCUGAGGAUACUGCAGACCCCGCUGGCAUUGCCUCUGCCCAGGGCUUAAGUGAAAAGAGUGACUUGUCUUCAACCUCAACUGAAGAAUGGCUGGUGCUCCCAGGGCUCUCUCACCUGGCAUCUCUGCUCAAAAGCUCGAAGAUUUUGGCCACGUCCCCAUAUCCUGAGGUUGACAGUGCUCUUUUUGACCCUUCCCAUCUGACGGCUUCUGCUGACGAAGGUGCUGUUCAAGUCAGUGGAAAAACCAUUUCUUUGAAUUCCUUCUCACUGGAGGCAUUAGAGCUGCCUGUCGAUGUAGAAAAGGAAAAUGCCCACUUUUAUGUUGCAGAUAUGAUUAUAUCAGCAAUGGAAAAAAUCAAAUGUAACAUCCUGAGCGAACAGCACACAGAGAACUGGAGUAAAGAAGAAGCUAGUGGGUCACGUGGAAUUGAUCAAGCUGACUCUGAAGUGACCUUUGAUACAAGCAUAAAGCAAGAAUCUGGGUCAGCCACUUCUUCAGACAGUGACUGUGAAGGUUGUGCUGUGUUACAGGUCAGCCCAGUGGCCGAAACACCUGCUUGCGAUGAUGCUGUGAAAGAGACCUGCAAAUGUGACUUUGAUGAAUUUGUUAUUUUAGAACUUGGAGAGUUUAACGAUAUCACAGAAACCUGUAGGUGUUCCUGCAGCUCCUCUAAGAGUGUCACUUAUGAGCCAGACUUCAAUUCUGCUGAGCUGUUAGCCAGAGAGUUGUACCGAGCAUUCCGCAAAUGCUGGAUGCUGUCGGGAGUUAAUUACCAGCUGGCGGGGGCCCUGAACGCAGCCAGCUCAAUAGUUGUCAAUGAAGAGCGUGUCCGAGAAGACUUUGAAUCCAGUAUGAGCGUAGUACAGGAGAUUAAAUUUAAGUCCAGGAUCAGAGGGACUGAAGACUGGGCCCCCCCAAGAUUUCAAAUCAUAUUUAAUAUGCAUCCACCACUGAAGAGGGACCUCGUGGUGGUGGCCCAGAAUUUUUUCUGUGCAGGCUGUGGAACUCCAAUAGAGCCUAAGUUUGUGAAGCGGCUGCGGUACUGCGAAUACCUGGGGAAAUAUUUCUGCCACUGCUGCCACUCCUACGCGGAGUCCUGCAUCCCUGCCCGGAUCCUGAUGAUGUGGGACUUCAGGAAGUACCACGUGAGCAAUUUCUCCAAACGGCUGCUCGACAGCAUCUGGCACCAGCCCAUUUUCCACUUGCCGAGCGUCAGCCGAAGCCUCUACGGCAAAGCCAAGGAGCUGGACAGGGUGAAGGAAAUCCAGGAGCAGCUUUUCCAUGUCAAGAAGCUGUUGAAGACCUGCAGGUUUGCUGACAGUGCAUUAAAGGAGUUUGAGCAGGUGCCGAGACACUUGACUGACGAGCUCCACCUGUUCUCCCUGGAGGACCUGGUCAGGAUCAAGAAGGGGCUGCUGGCACCCACCCUCAAGAACAUUCUGAAAGCUUCUCUUGGGCAUGUGGCUGGCUGUGAGCUGUGUCAAGGAAAGGGCUUUAUUUGUGAAUUUUGCCGGAAUACGACUGUCAUCUUCCCAUUUCAGACGACAACAUGUAGAAGAUGUUCAGCGUGCAGAGCUUGCUUCCACAAGCGCUGCUUCCAGUCCUCUCGGUGCCCCCGGUGCGUGAGGAUCUCAGCCAGGAGAAGCCUUUUGGAAAGUUUGCCCUCUGCAGCGACGUGAUGCCCCUGAGCACUGGGAGAAAGACUGUUCGACUUGCCUUAUGAUAACACAAUUUGUGUCUGCUAUUGGUAACCUUGUUUUAGGUAUCAGGCAUUGUAUAUUAAGAAAAAAAAGAUGGGAAAUAUUCUCUUCAUUGUAUAUACUUAAUGUUUUAAAAGAAUGCAGAUUCUUUGUUAUUAAGCAUAGGGUUGUUUCUAGUGGUUUUGUUUACAAACAUUUGAUACUUUUGCUGCUACUGGGGGUUUUUUUUAAAGAAUUUUUUUUGAUACUUCUUAAACUCUAUUUGUUAGUUACAGUUAGCUAAUACCAGAGCCAGUUUUUUUUUUGUGUGUGUGUGUGUGACUUGUAACUGACAAGAUGAAUUACUCAGUUACUGUUUUUCUAAAGCUUGUUUGAUAAAACUGAUUGGUAGAGUCAAUGAACAAAAAUGCAACCCCAGAUCUCUUUGCUCAGGCUUUUAUUCCUUCUAGAAACAGACUUCCACUUAAAUGCCAUUUUGUAGUGGUGUCGAUAUUACACAUUUUAUAUAUUCCAGGGUUUGAAUAGAGAGUACACAUUUCCUCUGCAGUUACAUUUAUGUUGAAUUGCUUAACAGUGGGUGUAGGUCUGGUCGAGGUAAAAUUUGAAGAUGUUGCCUCUAGAAGGUGCUCUUUUAGAUUGCACAGAUCGAACCUGUGUGUGUCAUCUCUGUUCCACACACUGCUAAGUCAAGGGAGGCAGAGGUGAGUAGAACUUCAUCUUUGCCCAUUAGAUUCUUGCCUUAUAGCUAGAAGAGUGAACAUAAAGUAUCUGCAGACUUCAAUAAUCUAGGGAAAAUACUUUUUUUUUUUUAAGAGAUGGCAUCUCAGUAUAUCACCCAGGCUGGUCUGGAACUCCUAGUCUCAGUCAAUCCUCCUGGCUUAGCCUCCUGAGUAGCUAGGAACCACAGGCACACACCACUGUGCCAGGCUGGAAACACUCUUAAUGAUCAACGGGAUUCUAGUAUUAAUAAUAAUAUUAAAGUCAGAGACAUGAAUUAAUAAGGUUAGGUAAAUCACAAAACUUUCAUGAAUUUCUUUUUCCUAAUAGUUCCUAUAUUUAUAUGCAUUCCAGGAGCAUGGGAGCCUAUUUUUUCUUCUUCUAUUAUACUUUCUACAUACUUUCUCCUGGGGGCUGAGAAAGUGACCCUGGGGCUGAGUCCCUUCCUAGAACGUCUUCAGACUGAGUGGUUCUCAAUCUAGGGCUUGGGUGUCACAGUCCCUGGGAGUCAUAUGCCCUAAUUUGAACAAAUUUCUUAAACAGCACAGGCAGGCAAUAAGGUGUCAUAACUCCAUCCAGCUCUGUGUGUGUGUGUGUGUGUGUGUGUGUGUGUGUGUAUGUAUGUGUGCUUUAUUCAAUGGAAUAAUACUGAGCACGUGAAAGAAAUGAAUGUCUUCUAUCAA
This is a messenger RNA of Microcebus murinus (gray mouse lemur), 4211 nucleotides long. The record is from RefSeq and is a predicted model, not a curated record. Lineage: Eukaryota; Metazoa; Chordata; Mammalia; Primates; Cheirogaleidae.